Messenger RNA from Culex quinquefasciatus (southern house mosquito), 5421 nucleotides. RefSeq names its product protein mahjong (gene mahj). The coding region runs from base 447 to 5030 and encodes 1527 amino acids. Gene Ontology annotation, cellular component: nucleus; Cul4-RING E3 ubiquitin ligase complex. The transcript is spliced from 7 exons. The record is from RefSeq and is a predicted model, not a curated record. Gene Ontology annotation, molecular function: protein binding. NCBI's taxonomy places the organism in Eukaryota, Metazoa, Arthropoda, Insecta, Diptera, Culicidae. Gene Ontology annotation, biological process: protein ubiquitination.
CCUGUCAAAACUGGUCGCGCGAGGUGAAAGCAGGCUCCUAAUCAUUUUCCAUCGCGUGUGCGUGUUGCUCGCGUUUCGCAGAUUUAAAACGCAAAAAAGUCCCCGAAAACAAUCCGUUCGCGAUCCGGUCCAUCGUUCCGGCGCUACUUCCGCGGGUCGGGCAUCGAUUACGGGCGUUUGUGAGUUUGGACGGUCGUCGGUUGUGGGGGAAAAGUGCGUGCAAAGUUCGUCGCAACUUUUCUUCUUUUUCGGCGGGGUGUUCCGAAGAAGAACACGAAGAGUUGCUAGAAGUUGAGGUUAAGGACUCGCUCUCUCGCGGGAGAAGAGGUGUCACUUUCGUCCGGAGGUUUUGGACGUUUUGUUAUGCGUAAAAGUGCGUAGAUUUUGUUGAUCUACUGGUAGCAGCUGGCAGUGCAAGAAGUGAAAGGACAUACACCACACUCAGGAUGGCUUCCCCGCUGGACCAGGCGGAAGUGCUCCGAGGACGCGACUUGGCCAAAAUCUUCCAGGUGUGGGAAGAGCGGCACAGCGUACCCGGCUAUGAUCCGGAACCGGUUGUGACGCGGUUAGCGGAAAUCUUCGAGGAGGAAACCGAGGUGUACAUGCGCAAGGAUCCGGACCCGUUCGACGAGCGGCACCCCUCCCGGACGGACCCCAACAGCGAGCUGGGUCGCAUGCUGAAAACCCUCUUCCGGAAGGACCACUUUAUGACCCGGCUGGUGAACGACUACCUGCGCGACAACUUCUUCACCCGCCAAAACAUCCAGCAGUGCUCGCAACCGCUGAACAUCGCCGCCUGUCGGUUGAUCCUGGUCAUCAUGCCGGGGCUGGAGACGUCGGCGGUGUUCCAGGCGGAGUUUGACCACCUGAUCAGCCGGUUGUACGGGUGGGCCGAGUCGAGUCCGGAACCGUUGCAGAGUUACGCGACGGGACUGCUGGGCGCGGCGAUGGAGGUGCAGGAGAUUGCCGUUAGCUUCCGGGAGCAGAACAUCCGGCUGUUGCCGAUCAUGCUGCGGCGGUUGCACGUGCUCCAGCUGGCGCACAGGAAUCGAGACAGGUUGGCGGAAGCUGGGGAGGGCGUGAGUAGUACGGCUUUUCAUCGGAUGUUCCAGGGAGAGGCCACGCUAAUUUCGCAAAAGUCUUCCGGGGAGAUUAAGGAGGAAGCGCCGCCGAUGGAGGACGAGGAGGGGGAAGAGAAGCGACCUUUCGCGCAUUUGGGACCGUCCAGCUCGAGCGAGACGACGGUGGCAGCGCCGUCCAACGGCGCAUCUCCCACGGCGAACCUAAACACGCUGUUCCAGAACGAAAACAGUCAAACUACGCAGGAUAACCGCGCCACCCACCGGAACAUGAUCCCGAUCUUCCCGGCCACGAUCGCCACAAGUCAGAUGUUGAUCCUGCGAUACCUCACCCCAAUGGGCGAGUACCAGGAGUUCCUCCCGCACGUCUUCGAGCACAACGCGAUGGCCCUCAUCUUCCGCUACAUUGAAAACCUCGAAGCCCGAGACACCUGUCUAGCGUUCGAAGCCCUGAAGUACCUGGCCUCCCUGCUCUGCCACAAAAAGUUCUCCCUCGAGUUCAUCGCCAACGGCGGCCUCGAACGCCUCCUCAAAGUCCCACGCCCCAGCCUCGCCGCAACCGGAGUCUCCAUCGCGUUCUACUAUCUCGCGUACUGCGAAGACGCCAUGGAGCGAAUCUGCCUGAUGCCGCAGAAAAUCAUCACCGAACUCGUAACGUACGCCCUCUGGCUGCUCGGUUGUGCCCACGACUCGGGUCGCUGCCACGCCACCAUGUUCUUCGGGCUCAGCUGCCAGUUCAAAACCAUGAUGGACGAGUUCGACAAGCAGGACGGCCUCCGCAAGCUCUACAACGUCAUCUCCGUGCUCCCGAUCCUGCUCCCAAACGACGAUUACAACCUGAACGACGACGAAGAGUGUGCCGCCCGGCAGGUCGUACGGCACGUUUGCGUCGCGCUCAAAAAGUACUUCGAGAACCAUCUCUACUACAAGUACAGUCAGGUUACGCGCCAGCAGUGCCCCACGGGGACGUUGGCGGGACCGGUGUUCAAGUCGGUGAAGAACUCGCCCGAGGUGAUUAGCGAUCAGAUCAAGACGCUGCAGGAGCUGUUGCCGAUGAAGGCGCGCUGGUCACCGGUGGAUGAGUUUUUGGACUUGGGCGGGGUUAACUUGCUGUUGAGGAUCAUCGCGCUGGCGUACGAGUGGAACUACAGUGGACGUUCUUGCAGCGGCGAGACGGUACGGGCGGCGCUGGACGUGCUCAACAUUGCGUGCGUAAUCCCCCGGGUGCACGCCGUGUUCUGCGAGCGGAUCGAGUUCCCGGAGGAGGGUUCCGCUGCGGGCAUCAACAUCGUACUGGGAGCGGCCGAAGGCGAGAUUGUGGCGGACGCCGAGGUGCAGAAGUCUGCGCUGGCAGUGCUGGUGCACACGGUUUGUGCGCCGCUGCACAGGCCUAGCGGAUCGUUGGCGCGGUUUGGCUCGGCGAAGAAGCGGAUGCCAAACAAGAACUCCGAGGAGCUGCUGCAGAAGGUUUGGGAGAGUGUGCGUUCGAACAACGGGAUUAUUGUGCUGCUGUCGUUGAUGUGCGUCAAGACGCCGAUUACGGACGCGGAUUGUAUCCGGGGGAUGGCGUGUCGGGCGUUGGCGGGGUUGGCGAGGUCGGAGACGGUGCAGCAGAUCAUCGGGAAGUUGCCACUGUUUGUUAAUGGGCAGCUGCAGAGUUUGAUGCGGGAUCCGAUUCUGCAGGAGAAGCGAGCCGAGCACGUUCAGUUCCAGAAGUACGCGCUGGAGUUGAUGGAGCGGGUGUCGGGGAAGACGAAAAACUUUAGCAACCAGAUGGACACCUCGCUGGCGGACAUUCACAAGGCGAAUGUGGUCGCCCAGACGAAGAUUCAGUUCAACGAGCAGCAGCUGUACCAGCUGAUCCAUCAGCACUUGGUGGCCCGGGGGUUGAGCGAGACGGCUUCGACAUUGGUGAAGGAGACGGGAAUUACGAUACCUACGCCGAUUCAGCAGCAACACCAGCAGGUCGCCAGUCUGGCCAGAAACCUCCACCACUCUCCGUUUACGUUCCGAUCGCCGAACGCCUCCAUCAUCCAGCGAUCCCGAAUUCGAAGCAAAACAACCGAAGCUACCUUCAAUCACUCCACGGCCCAAGCAAACCUACAAGCGGCCCUAGCCGCGGCCAGUAUAGAAUCCGCCUCAGGAACAACACCAUCUACGGAAGCGCCCUCAACGGAACUACCCCAAGAACCAACCCCAACCGAACCCUUCACCCCGAUCCGCCUGAUCAAGAAGACCAACGCGGGAAGCGUCAGCGCCGGCGGUCCAAGUUCCUCAUCCGCCACCAACACAACCCCCUUCGCCUCAUCCUGCUCCGCCUCAGCAAGUCGGUCCCUCCAGAAGCAAAUUUCCGCCACCGUCGACACGGCCUCCUUCCUCGUCCCCGCCUCAACCUCGUCCAAACCCCCCGGUCCGGAACCCCUCGCCGUCACCCUGGACACGAUCAUUACCGAGUACCUCACCAACCAGCACGCCCUCUGCAAGCAUCCGAUGUCGACGUGUCCGCAGUUUGACCUGUUUGUGCCGCACAAGUGUCCGGAUCCGAGGCCGAACCGGGCUUCGGGGAUGAGUCAGAACUUUGCGGCGCGGUUCUUCAAGCGGCACGCCGGGUAUAGUUCGAGGAGGUUCGACCGGAGACUGGUGCAUUCGAACUUUUCGGCGUCGAGGGUGCUGAGGCCGCAGGAUUCGGAGUUUUUCUUUACGUGUUGCGAUUUUACGCCCUGCGCCACCAAGCUGAUAACCGGCUCGCACAGCGGCGAGGUCAAGAUCUUCAACCUGAGCGACAGCAACGAGGAGUUCAGCUACUCCUGCCACGAGUCGUACGUCAACUCGAUCAAGUGCAGCAAGGACGGGCGGCUGCUGCUGACGUCGUGUGCGUGGCGAUCCCCCAUGUCUGCGCUGUGGAACAUUGAGAAUGCACGCUUCACCCAGAAGCUGCAGUGGGACGAGGAGGAGUACAUGGAGUUUCCGAACGUGCGGCAGGACAAGGUGCUGGCGACGACCGGGGAGGUCGCCUCAAUCUACGACAUCAACACGGGUCAGAAGAUUCUGUCGCUGGUGCCGAACAUCUACAACCAGUACACCAAGAACCGGGCCACGUUCUGCCCGUCGGACGAGCUGAUCCUGUCGGACGGCGUCCUGUGGGACGUGUCCUCCGGCAAGGAGAUUCACAAGUUUGACAAACUCAACCAAACCAUUUCCGGCGUGUUCCACCCGAACGGACUGGAGAUCGUGUCCAACACGGAGGUGUGGGACCUGCGGACAUUCCACCUGCUGCGGACGGUUUCCGCGCUCGACCAGUGCCAGGUCAAGUUCUCCCAGCAGAACGUCAUCUACGGGAUCUGUCCGGAGGUGGAAACCGAACCCCACUCGGACAAUGUGUUCUUCGAGUCGAGCUUCAAGGUGCUGGACGGGUACGACUACUCGAGCAUUUCGACGGUGGACGUGAAGCGGAACAUUUACGAUCUGGCCAUCAAUGGGUACGGGUCGCAGAUUGCGAUCGUGGAGAACCAGGGCGGGUUCAACUCGGUGCAGGAGUCGGUGGUGCGGAUCUACAGCGUCGGCAGGAAGAAGAACACCGAGGACGACGCCGAGGAGGAGGAGGAAGAGAUGGAAAACUCCGAGGACAACUCGAUGUCGGAGACGGAGUCUGUCGUGUUUCACGGCGCUCGCGGAGAGAACGGCGGACAGCGACGCCGGCGGAGACGGGGCAUGCGUAUCAAUGUACUCGAUGAUGAUGAAGAUGAUAUUUUCCAACCAGGUUCGAGCGGCUCGUCCAGCGACGACGAUGACGACGACGACGAUGAUGACCAGGACCAGGACGGGGACGAUCAGGAGAACGAGGAAAAUGAUGGCGAGGAGAGCGACGGCGGGGCCAACAAUAACGACGACGAGGAUGACGCCUCCUCGUGGACCACGACCUCCGACCUGGAGGACUUUCUAAUGAUGUAAGAAGAAGGUGCCGUAAGUGUCGUGUAGAUAAGCGGAAGCAAACCCCUCCCCCCUAAUUAAACACUAAGCAGAGCUUUAAGUUUGAAAUGUGCUGUGUGUCAUGCGCUCGAGUCCAACCCGCACACGUCGGUAAUCCUUUUUGCGUGUAUCGACCCACUUUCUUAGAGAGAGAAUUGCCCUCUGCAAACGGUUAGAAGAAAGCAAACACAGAAUUUCUUUGUUUCGAAAUUGCACCAGCGAAAAAAACCCUUGUUUUACCUUCUCGAGCGAGCAAAGACCACUGCCGGUUAAGUGAAGUCCAAAACGAGUUUGUACCUAUUGGAGAAGUAAAAGUUUUUGUACAUUUCUUAUAGUUUUUCUUUUUUAAAUGAAUGAAUAAAUUAUAUCGUAU